AUGGACACAGAGACCGUACCUCUACUUAUUGGGAACGAGGCCCGUCGCAUUCCUGGAGGUGCCAAAAUCUCUGUCCACUCCGCCGCUCAGGAUCGAAUUGUUGGAUAUGCAGAAGCAGCGACUGUUGACAACGCGAGAGAAGCGGUACAAUGCGCGGCACAAGCAUUCGCGAAAUGGCGCAACGUGGGCAUCUCUGCGCGAAGGGAGAUCCUGUUCAAAGCGAUAAACAAUUUCAGGGAGAACCAGCACCUGCUAAUGACGAGUCUGCAGUCAGAAACGAGUUGUACUAAGGAGUGGGCAGCAGCCAAUAUUCGCGGCACCCUCAAGUCGCUUGAGGAACUUGCCUGCAGUAUUACCAGUAUUACAGGCGAGAUCCCGAGCACAGACGACCCAUCCAGAUUAUCUUUGAUCUUUCAAGUCCCUGUGGGCUCGGUCCUUGUUAUUGCCCCCUGGAACGGCGGCAUUGUCCUGCCUGCCAAAGCCAUUACCCAGCCCCUUGCGGCAGGAUGUACCGUCGUCUUCAAGGCCUCGGAACUCUCUCCCCGAACACACCAUCUAGUUGCGAAGAUGUUCAUUGAUGCCGGCCUACCCGCCGGUGCUCUAAAUGUGGUCCAGACCCGGCGUGAAGAUGCGGAAAACGUCACGCGAGCUGUCAUUGCGCAUCCUGCCAUCCGUAAAAUCGACUUCAUCGGCAGCGCAGCCGUCGGCAGGACGAUUGGAGAGAUGGCCGCUCACUAUCUGAAACCAGUCCUGAUGGAGUUGGGAGGCAAAUGCCCUGCAAUUGUGCUCGACGAUGCCGACGUCGCCGAUGCCGCGUCAAAAUGUGUUGUUGGAGCAUUCCUGCACCACGGACAGAUAUGCUUCUCGACCGAACGGAUUAUAGUAUUAGAGGCGAUAGCCGAGAAGUUCACUGCGGAACUCAGGGCUAGGGCUCAAAAUUGGCAGCCUGUUGAUGGAGUCAGUAAGAGGAUCAUCGACAACGCGCACAGCCUUGUGGAGGACGCUCGCGCCAAAGGCUGUGAAUUCGUCCUGGGAGAGGGUUCGCCGGGGUUUGUGCGGCCGUCGGCGCUACAGCCCGUCAUCCUGACCAAUGUGACGAAGGAUAUGGCCAUUUACGACAGUGAAAGCUUUGGCCCGUCUGUCAGUCUGUACGUUGUCAAGACGGAAGAUGAGGCUGUUGAAUUGGCCAACAGUUCGACUUACGGGCUGAAUGCGGCGGUGCAUUCGCAGAACUUAACCCGCGCAUUGCGAGUGGCAAGGCAGAUUGAGUGUGGUACUAUCUGGGUCAAUGGCCUCACAGCCGGUGAAUCAGCGACUUGUCCCAUUGGAGGCUACAAGGGUAGUGGAUGGGGACGCAGUAACCAGAAAUGGGGCUUGAAUGAGUUUGUUCAAACUCAGACCGUCAAUCUGCCUCAUUUAUAG
This is a messenger RNA of Cladophialophora psammophila CBS 110553, 1422 nucleotides long. RefSeq lists its product as uncharacterized. Bases 1 to 1422 code for a protein of 473 amino acids. Lineage: Eukaryota; Fungi; Ascomycota; Eurotiomycetes; Chaetothyriales; Herpotrichiellaceae. Gene Ontology annotation, molecular function: succinate-semialdehyde dehydrogenase (NAD+) activity. The transcript has 4 exons. The record is from RefSeq and is a predicted model, not a curated record.